AGGUUACAAAACAGAAGAGGUAAAACAAAACCCUAAUCUCUCAAACUCGUAAGAUUCUCACGCCAUAUCUUCAGGAUCAUAUUGCCUUCCACGAUAAUUCGAGAAGGGAGCUUCCCAUUUUUCUUCCCCAGAUGAUAGUUAAGAGGAGUUCGACGGCGGAUGUGGUCGCCGAAGCAGAGAUUUUGUGCCAGCAGAGCGUUUCGGUUCAGUACAUCCGCGUCUCGAAGCCCGUUGGUAAUGAUUUGGAGUUGUUCGACGUCGAGACGCCGGAUAUUUCCACGCCUCCCAUCGAGGUGGAGUCCUUGUCCAUUGAAAUCUCUCGAUCUGAGUCGGCUGUGAAGUGCUCAACUAGCAUUCAGUCUGCUUUAAAGCAUGCAUCGAGAAAGGCCAAUUAUCUUCCAUGCAUUCGUUCUGGUAGCCACACUGACAUCGGAGCACGAAGAUCAAAUGAGGAUGAGCAUGUCAGGAUUGAUGAUCUAUCUGCCCACUUGGGUCCUUUAUAUAGAUGGCCACUACCAAGUUCAUUCUAUGCUGUCUUCGAUGGUCAUGGAGGAUCCGCGGCAUCCUCAUAUGUUAAAAACAAUGCUCUGAGAUUCUUCAUUGAAAAUGCUGAUCUGCCACAAACAUCUGAAAUCGAUGAAGCAUUCUUGGGAGAAUUGGAGCGUUCUUAUCAGAGAGCCUUCUUACUGGCCGACCAAGCCCUGGCGGAUGAGUGUACAAUCGAUGAUUCAUGUGGUACUACAGCAUUAACUGCUCUGGUCAUUGGUAAUUAUCUUCUAGUUGCAAAUGCUGGCGAUUGCCGUGCUGUCCUUUGUAGAAAAGGAGAUGCUGUCCAGGUUUCUCAUGAUCACAGACCUUCCUGUCAAAUUGAAAGGAAAAGAGUUGAGGAUUUGGGUGGUCUUAUUGAGUAUGGAUACCUAAAUGGGGAAAUCUCAGUCACUCGAGCACUUGGAGACUGGUAUAUGAAGCUUCCAUAUGGACCCAGCUCCUCUCCUCUUACGGCAGAGCCGGAAAUGCACCAAGUUUUGUUGACGGAGGAUGACGAGUUUCUGAUUAUUGCUUGUGAUGGCAUUUGGGAUGUGAUGUCAAACCAGGAUGCGGUUAGCAUUGUUCGUCAAGAGCUGAUGAUGCACAAUGACCCCGAGGAAUGCGCAAAGGAGCUUGUGAACCAGGCUUUGUUGAGGGAGGAAAAUGAUAACCUCACUGCCAUUGUCAUCUGCUUUACAGCAUCUCCAGUUCCUUCUCGCCGCCCGAAACUGAGGUGCCUCACAUUGUCGGAGGAUGCACGGAAUAGGCUCCGAAGCUUGUUACAAGGCAACUAAUAGCAUCACUCUUUUUGAUUUUUCAUCUGUUUGAGGUUGCUUCAGAUAAAUUGAGAAAAAGCAACAAAGUUUUGUAGAGGUAGAAAGGAUGAUGUGUGACAGUGAGGGUAGUUUGGUGUUUUAGGUAACAUAUAUUGCAUUGUGUCCUGGCGACAUUCUUGUUUUUAGGUAGUAAAAGCCUUGAUUGGUUAAUCAAAAUCUGGAAUUGAUUAUUAGUGCUUUGACAAUUCAAUAACAUGUACUGUUUAUUGUAUUCCGGAUAUUCUUGAAUUUGAUCCCAUUCAGUUUCAUUAUUGAGCUCCAUUGAAUCUUUUUGAGUUGAUUUAUG
Cuscuta europaea is the source of this 1650-nucleotide messenger RNA. Lineage: Eukaryota; Viridiplantae; Streptophyta; Magnoliopsida; Solanales; Convolvulaceae. The record is from the annotation of a GenBank genome assembly.